AUGGCUACGGGUAAAAAUGGUGGUGGCCAGGAAGAUGCGCCGCCAGUUUUGGUACCCUCGGGCAAGCCUGCGCCAGGAAAGCUUUCUCCGCGCUUGCAAGAGCUCCUGGAUCAGGUUGAUCAUUACGAGGACCAUUACUCCUCAUACUCCGUCGACUCAACCGACACAAGCUUCCGCUACGCAGCCUACGGAAGCCGCAUUCGUACAAUCCUCCUCUCCGCUCAUCGUUACGUCGCCUACACCUCGGACAUAGGUGAAUCCUUCCGCCCAGUCGCACACCCAUGGCUCGUCCGCUCCGCCUACGGCAUAUCCUGGGCCUACCUUAUCGGCGACGUCAGCCACGAAGGCUACAAAGCUUACCUCCGCAACCGCCGCGCUCUCGUCGCACCCGGCGAGUCCUACAAGGAUGCCAGCGACAUGUCCCAGACGCAUAUCAUCCGUGGCAUGGCUACGGGCAACCUCUCCCGGCCCCUGAGCGGAUCUACAGAUGCACUGGAACCCUGGCCUACAACGGAUAUCUCGCUUGCGGAGGACUAUCGAAUGGUCAUGGCUAAACGCGCCGUUUUCCAAAGUGUGGCGAGUAUGGGGUUGCCCGCAUUUACCAUUCACAGUGUGGUGAAAUACUCUGGCCGUAUGCUGAACGGGAGCAAAGUCACGUUCAUGCGAACGUGGGUGCCAAUCGGGCUCGGUCUAUCGGUCGUUCCAUUCCUACCCUACCUCUUCGACCAUCCUGUUGAGGAAGCCGUGGACUGGGCAUUUGGUACCGCCCUCCGCAUUUACGGAGGCGAGGACGCCGUCCGUCCGCUGCCUGCGCAUGCCCGUAAUGGGCAUGCCGAUGGCGCGUCGGGUGUUGAAUCCCCUGUGACAGCAGCUGCGGCGCAGCUUUCUUGGGAGGAGCACAAGGCGGAGCGGGAUGAGCUUCGCCAGCUGCGUCGUGAGAAGAAUGCUGGGACAUGGUGGUCUAAGCUUGGUGGUUGGUCCGGGAGUGAUGAGAAGAAUAAGAAAGACUAA
Penicillium longicatenatum is the source of this 1011-nucleotide messenger RNA. RefSeq lists its product as uncharacterized. NCBI's taxonomy places the organism in Eukaryota, Fungi, Ascomycota, Eurotiomycetes, Eurotiales, Aspergillaceae. Bases 1 to 1011 code for a protein of 336 amino acids. Gene Ontology annotation, cellular component: mitochondrion. The record is from RefSeq and is a predicted model, not a curated record. The transcript is spliced from 3 exons. Gene Ontology annotation, biological process: mitochondrial fission.